This is a messenger RNA of Fusarium verticillioides 7600, 1922 nucleotides long. RefSeq lists its product as hypothetical. Lineage: Eukaryota; Fungi; Ascomycota; Sordariomycetes; Hypocreales; Nectriaceae. The record is from RefSeq and is a predicted model, not a curated record. Bases 77 to 1867 code for a protein of 596 amino acids. The transcript is spliced from 2 exons.
GUUUAAUAGUUGGGAGACGUCGGGACAAAUUUGUAAUUCUCGUUUGAAGUGAAACGCUCACUGCUGGAAAGAAAAGAUGGGUUCCAUUGAUGAGGUUUUAUGGACUGGAACGGCCUAUGUUCAAGGUCGAGCCACGGCUAAACUCCUUGCGAGUGAUCUUGAGCUGAGCUUCUGGGGAGGCGUUGACCCCCAGACCAGUGAGAUCAUUGACCGACACCAUCCAUUGAGUGGAGAAAAUCUCCAAGGCACUGUCCUCGCUAUUCCGGGAGGUCGAGGAUCAUGCACAGGUAGCGGUGUUAUGCUUGAGCUGUUGCUCAAUGGCAAAGCUCCUGAGGCAAUCAUCUUUGAGAGACGAGAGGACAUUCUUACUCUUGGAGUCAUGAUUGCAGAGGAAGUCUUUGACCAUUCUAUCCCCGUCGUGGUUUUAGACAAGGAAGACUUUCGACAUCUCAUUCGACUGAGUGGACAAACAAUAUUUGUGGACGAUGGUUAUGUGUCCACUCACCCACCGUCAAAACACCGAAAAGGUUCAGUGAUAGACACAGAGAGCGGUCUUAUUCUUGAAACGACACCAGCUCUAGAGGGAAUAAAGCUCUCAACACUGGAUCAGGAACUUCUAAGAGGAGACUACGGCGACGCAUCACGCGUCGCUAUCAGAAUCGUCCUCCGCAUGGCGCACCUCCUAGGCGCAACACGUCUUAUGGAUGUAACACAAGUCCACGUCGACGGGUGCGUCUACACUGGUCCUGCAACGCUCGCUCUAGCUGAAAGGCUUCGAGACUGGGGCGGUAAAGUCCGAAUUCCAACGACACUCAACUCUUUAUCAGUUGACCAACAGCGCUGGCGGGCUCUUGGUGUCGAUACUACUUUCGGAGAAGCAGCCGAUGCGCUCGGAAAAGCAUAUACAGACAUGGGAGCUAGACCGACAUUUACGUGCGCACCUUAUCAGCUUGAGAGUGCCCCUAAGCUUGGUGAGCAGAUUGCUUGGGCAGAGUCGAAUGCCGUUGUUUAUGCGAAUAGUGUUCUGGGGGCGCGAACCAUGAAGUACCCAGACUUUCUGGACAUCUCGAUUGCUCUGACAGGAAGGGCGCCCAGAGGAGGCCCUCAUCUCGGUAUCAAUCGACUGGCCUCUAUUUGUGUGAAGAUCGUGGGGCUGGAGGACACGACAAGACUUGAUGAUUCAUUUCCACCAUUACUGGGAUACUAUGUUGGAACUUUAUCGACCAGCCGAAUCCCUGUGAUAACAGGGCUUGAGAAGCUUGGUCUCUCAACAGAUGACCUGAAGGCCUUCGGUGCGGCUUUUGCCACGAUAUCGAGUGCCCCAAUGUUUCACAUCGUGGGCAUUACGCCAGAGGCACAGACGCUUGAGACAGUCCUCGCCCCUGGAUCCACCUCUGCUGAAGUCAAGCUGGGUGAUUUGGGAAUAUGCUGGGAUAAGCUCAACAGUGCACCAGCAAACCAACCCAUCGACCUAGUAUCACUGGGCAACCCACACUUCUCCCUCACCGAGAUACGAAAACUCGCAAAUCUUUGCAAAGGGCGACGAAAAGCCUCUAGAGUAUCCCUUAUCGUUACGUGCGGUCGAUCAGUGUAUAAACUCGCUGAACAAGCAGGUCUUGUAGCCCAACUAGAGGAUUUCGGGGUGCAGAUAUUGACAGAUAUUUGCUGGUGCAUGGUAACAGAGCCUGUGAUCCCAACGACGGCAAAGACAAUCAUGACGAAUUCUGGGAAAUAUGCCCAUUAUGGGCCGGGCCUUACAGGGAGGGGGAUGUACUUUGGUAGUCUGGCUGGGUGUGUUGAAGCUGCUUGUUCAGGAACAUAUGAAGCUGAGAAGCCAGGGUGGCUUGAAAGUAAAGGAGCCAUAUAGAAGUUAAAUUCAAUAUGAGAAUUCCUAAGAGGACACGAGAUUCUGUUGAGCAGCG